AUGAGUGAAGUUCCCUGCAGGAAACGUGAUGACUACCUGGAAUGGCCUGAGUACUUCAUGGCAGUGGCCUUCUUAUCGGCACAGAGAAGCAAAGAUCCAAAUUCACAGGUCGGAGCCUGCAUCGUGAACGCAGAGAACAAGAUUGUCGGCAUCGGGUAUAAUGGAAUGCCAAAUGGGUGCAGCGAUGACGUGUUGCCUUGGAGAAGGACGGCAGAGAGAAAGCUGGAUACCAAGUACCCUUACGUGUGCCACGCCGAGCUGAAUGCCAUCAUGAACAAAAACUCGGCCGACGUGAAAGGCUGUACUAUGUACGUUGCCUUGUUUCCCUGUAAUGAAUGUGCUAAGCUCAUCAUCCAGGCAGGUAUCAAAGAAGUUAUUUUCAUAUCUGAUAAGUACCACGAUAGCGAUGAGACCACAGCCGCGAGGCUCCUGUUUGAUAUGGCUGGGGUGGCCUUCAGGAAAUUCACACCAAAGUGCAGCAAGAUUGUCAUUGACUUUGAUUCAAUUAACAGCAGACCGAGCCAGAAGCUUCAGUGA
Molecule: messenger RNA, 537 nt
Organism: Puma concolor (puma)
Lineage: Eukaryota; Metazoa; Chordata; Mammalia; Carnivora; Felidae
Source: RefSeq, a predicted model, not a curated record